AUGAUUCAAACCACGACACAGGCUAACUUAAUAAAUAGAACUCCCCUUUCUGAACCUUUCAACAGUUAUAUAAUAAUCAAUUGGGGGGGAUUUUUAGAUCAAGAGAUGAGUUUAGAAGAUACUUUAUCCAAUGUAUCACUUUAUGAUGCCAAGAAGUAUUUUAGAAAGGCUCAAAAUGUAGUCUUUAACUAUACAGAGAUGGAAGCUAAGGUACGUGAAGCUACUAAUAAUGAACCAUGGGGGACAUCAUCGACGUUAAUGGAAUAUAUUGCCCAAGGAACCUAUAACUUAAGAGAGAGGGAAGAAAUUUUGGGCAUGAUCUUCAGAAGAUUUACGGAGAAGACAGCAAAUGAGUGGAGACAGAUUUAUAAAGCUCUACAACUUUUGGAAUAUUUGAUAAAACAUGGUUCUGAAAGAUUUAUCGAUGAUACUAGAUGUAGUAUAAGUUUGCUUAAAAUGUUAGAGUCUUUCCACUACGUAGACUCUCAAGGGAGAGAUCAGGGUAUCAAUGUGAGAACCAGAGCAAAGGCCCUUACUGAACUACUAGGAGAUGAUAAUAAGAUCAGAGCUGAGAGGAAAAAGGCAAGAGAAACUUCUAAAAAAUACAAGGGUGUUGCAGGUGGUAGCGCAGGCGUUGGUAAUAAGCCAUUUUUAGCAGGUAGAAGGAAGGGUAUAAGCGUAAGUGCUGAUUACGAUACAGAUAAUGAUGAUGAUGAUGAUGAUGACGAUGACGGGCUUGAUGACGAAGAAGAAGAAGAAGAAGUAGAGGAGGCUAGCACCGAGGAGUUAUCUCCGGCACCCAUAGGGGAAAAUUUGCUAGACAGCUCAAGAGAUGAUGAUAACGAGUUUGGUGAAUUCCAAUAUGCACCUCCCGUUGAUGCAAACUUGCUAGCAACAACGAAUGAUGCAUUUGGUACUUUUAACAGUAAUGCUGCGCCUGUUACGAUACCUGCAGUUACACCUGCAGUGACACAAACAGUCACGCCUGCCAUUGCAGCUGAACCAAAGAAACUGGAUCCUUUUAGUUCGCUAUUCUCUAGCGCCAAAGAGAAUACAAAUGAACCGUUACCAACAAACCCCAAGCCAACUCCAAAAUCAGAGCCACAGACCCAGCAACAUGAGUUAACAGACGAAACCGCUGCAGAGAACAAGACAAGCGAUACUAACAAUGAUGAUGAUCUCUUCGGAGAUUUGAAAGCCGCAGAUGCUGGAAACGAAGACUCAAAGAAAGAUACGACUGCUAAUACCGGUGAGGUGGAUUUACUAAGCUUUUGA
Messenger RNA from Zygosaccharomyces rouxii, 1275 nucleotides. RefSeq names its product Ent3p (gene ENT3). NCBI's taxonomy places the organism in Eukaryota, Fungi, Ascomycota, Saccharomycetes, Saccharomycetales, Saccharomycetaceae. The coding region runs from base 1 to 1275 and encodes 424 amino acids. Gene Ontology annotation, molecular function: phospholipid binding; clathrin binding. Gene Ontology annotation, biological process: Golgi to endosome transport; endocytosis. Gene Ontology annotation, cellular component: clathrin vesicle coat; plasma membrane; endosome. The transcript has a single exon. The record is from RefSeq and is a predicted model, not a curated record.